Molecule: messenger RNA, 3153 nt
Organism: Trichomonas vaginalis G3
Lineage: Eukaryota; Parabasalia; Trichomonadida; Trichomonadidae
Product: DNA2/NAM7 helicase family
Exons: 1
Coding region: 1-3153 (1050 amino acids)
Molecular function (GO): single-stranded DNA helicase activity
Source: RefSeq, a predicted model, not a curated record
AUGACUUCUUUCUUAUCUGAUAGCGAUGAUGAUUCGGCAGCAAUUCUUCCACCACUUCAUCAAGAAAUAUACGAAGAAUUAUGUUCUGGUGAUGAAGUGACUGAAGAACCAGUAUCUUCUGGUUUCAUUGGCGUUCCAUCAGUGAUUUCAGAAGAUCAACCUUUAUUUACAGUUAUAGACUAUUUCAUACGUCAAAUAUAUAACUAUUAUACAGAAAUUUUCGUUAGAUUAUGGCCUGGAUUAGGACAUUCAGAAAGAUACGUUCAUUUGAGAGGUCAGUGGGCAACUUCAUCAAUUUCCAUUGCAGAUCCAUGUUUUAUUGUUGGAAAAUGGGAAUUAGGCGAUGAUCCUGUUGGAAAUGUUUAUCAAAACAAAUAUUAUACAAUUAUCGACGAUGCCAAUGGAUUUUUCAUAUCACUACCACAUGUACUCAUUUCAGGUACAGAAAUGGCUACUGCACAAAGAUGCAGAAGGCAAACUUACAUUAAUUCUGUUUGCCCUGAAAGAAUUUCAAAUAUGGACAUGUUCAGAGGUUCUAUAUGUCACAUUCUAUUACAAAGGGUCUUCUUUGGCCUUAGAAAUCAAGAUAUUGACCAUACAUUAGAUCAAUUACUUGAAAGCUCCAAAUACGAACUAUUUCUAAUGGAAGAAACAAAAGAAUCCGCAAAGAGUACAAUCAUACCAUACCUCGAAACAAUCAGACUUAUUGCAGAUGCCAUAGAAACUAAUUCAAACAAAUUUACUUUAGAUCACAGACUUUUCAACGGCAUCGCCACUCCAAUCGAAGCAUUACCACCAUACGGCGCCAAGACAGUUCAAGAAGAAGAGAACAUUUGGUCAUUUCAAUGGGGAUUAAAAGGAAAAAUCGAUGCCACAAUGGAAAAGGAAGGAAUCAUGUUCCCAUUCGAAUUAAAGACAGGUAGUUCAUAUAAUGGCCAAGUCAAAGAUGACAACGUCCUCCAAUUAUCAUCUUAUAUUUUUAUGUUGAAAGAAAGAUACAAAACACAAUCAGCUCCAUGCGGCCUUUUAUUCUACAUGAAGGAUAAAAGCAGUUUCAUCAUCAAACCACGUAGAUCUGAGCUUUUAUCCAUCGUAAUGAGUCGAAAUUUAAUUGCUCACUCCCUUGCACACGGAUCAAUCCCUCCGACAGCCGGAUCCUCACAUAUCUGCAAGUACUGCCCAGGACAGAAGAUUUGCGCGUUCUUGGAAUACGAUAACGAUUGUCCUGUCAAAAGUUUUUUGAAUGGAAAAUUAUCGUAUACACCAAAUCUUCGACAUCGAGAGUUUUAUAACGAAUGGGACCGUCUUCUUGUCAACGAGAUGCUUAACUCACUAGAUUUGCAAACACAGAUCUGGACAAGCCCAGUUCAAAAGAGAAUUUCCUCUGGAAGAGCUUUGAAUAAUUUACAUACAAAUAACGGAAAAAGUCCAAUUGUCACUUUUUACCUUAAUUCCGGUACUAUUGAGAAAACACAGAUCUGCGUUAGCAACAUAGUGUUAAUCACAAAAAACGGAAUUCCUCCUGUUAUUGCACGCGGAAAUGUUUCAGCAAUUGAAGGAAACCAAAUUACAAUAGAAAUGAUCCAAUCAACGAUGAAUGAAGAAGAACAAGACAUUUGUUUGGAUCUAUGGGAAAGUUACAAUACUGUUACACGAUGCAGAAGAAAUUUAAUGAUUAUGUUGACAGAAGAUAACCAAUGUUGUGAAAAUCUUCGAAAUUUCAUCAUUGAAAACAAAUCUCCAGUUUUCACAUCACUUCCUAAACAAACAAACAUUUCACAGGAGAAUGAAUUGAACCAUGAUCAAAUGCACGCAAUCAAGAUGGCCCUUCGUGCACAGGAUUACAUGCUGUUGCUAGGAAUGCCAGGAACAGGAAAAACAACAACAUUGGCACUUUUAGUUGAAUCAUUUGAGAAAAACAACCAAACAGUUUUGAUUUGUUCAUAUACACAUGCAGCUGUUGACAAUCUUUGCAGUAAAUUAAUCGAUCGAGGUGUCAAUUUCGUCAGAAUCGGAAGAUUAGAAUCUAUUUCUGAAAAAGUUAGAUCUCAUUGUUUAGAUUCUAUUAUUGAAUCAUGCGAAAACACAGAACAACUUCAUUUAUCAUUGAGUGGUGUUAAAGUUUUCGCAUGCACAUGUUAUGCGUUUAAUCAUCCUUUCAUUCUCGAAAAGUUCUUUGAUGUCUGUGUCAUUGAUGAAGCAUCACAAAUCUCAAUGCCAGUUGUUGUUGGUCCAUUGACUAAAUGCAACAGAUUUAUUUUAGUUGGUGAUCAUUACCAACUUCCUCCAAUAUCAAAGAAUGAAGGUGAAGUACCUAUAUCACUCUUCAAGAUGCUUUCCGAGAAAAACACACACGCGAUUGUGACAUUGAGAACUCAGUAUCGAAUGAAUAAUGAAAUCAUGCAACUUUGCAAUGAACUUAUUUAUUCUAAUAGGAUGAGAAGUGGAUUCAGUUCAAGUGCAAAGAAUAAGAUAUAUUUCCCUAAUAUAUCAAUAUUGAACGAGUUCUCCGAAUACUCAAAAGAAUGGAUAUCAAGGAUAUUGAAACCAGAUCCAAGUGUUUUGUUUGUUGAUACAGAUUCUGUUCCUAUGCGAGAAGGAAAGAAUAUGUCAUCUAAAAACAAUGUUGGAGAAGGCUCUGUUGUUUCUAUGAUUGUUUCUGCAAUGAUACUUGCAGGAAUAAGUACAGAAUCGAUCGGUGUCAUCACUCCUUACAGAGCACAAGUUAUAUUCAUAAGGAAAGCUCUUCAAGCACAGAUUUCUUGUUGUUCUAAAUAUUUCCCACACAUGGCAGGAAAUCCAAGUGAAAUUGCAAGCUCGAUUGAAGUUGACACAGUUGAUAAAUACCAAGGACGAGACAAGGAAUGUAUCAUUAUAUCAACUGUUAAAUCGAAUGAGAAGAAAUCUCCUGGAGCACAUGCUUCUGACUGGCAGAGAAUGAAUGUUGCAAUCACAAGAGCGAAAACUAAGUUGAUUUUCGUUGGCUCGAGAUCUACUUUGGAAAACUCUCCUUUCUUUGAACACUUGUUUGAUUUGUUGUCUGAUAACAACUUCUUCAGUUUGCCUCUCUCAGUAAAUGAAGGCGAGUCAAAGCCAUUUAGGAGUAUCGAUUCUUCACAAUCAUUGAGUAACAUUGAUACUCAAGACUAUUAA